Esox lucius (northern pike) is the source of this 4950-nucleotide messenger RNA. It is a transcript of the gene mapk7, whose product is annotated as mitogen-activated protein kinase 7. Gene Ontology annotation, biological process: protein phosphorylation; cell surface receptor signaling pathway; intracellular signal transduction. The record is from RefSeq and is a predicted model, not a curated record. Gene Ontology annotation, cellular component: cytoplasm; nucleus. NCBI's taxonomy places the organism in Eukaryota, Metazoa, Chordata, Actinopteri, Esociformes, Esocidae. The coding region runs from base 165 to 3536 and encodes 1123 amino acids. The transcript has 7 exons. Gene Ontology annotation, molecular function: MAP kinase activity; ATP binding.
UCGAAAUAGUAUUACCCCUUGCAGUUAUUGUUGUUAAUUUUCGACAUUUAUGGAUUAACAUUUGUGAUGUGAAGCAUAUUUGAUUAAGGGUUUACCUCAAUUUAUGGAAGCAGUCGUUUGGCUGGCCAUUGUUCUGGAACGAUCUUUUCUAAAGACGCAGAACCAUGUCAUCCAAGGAUGAGGGGGAAGGUGUCACUGCUAAAUCUUUGGCCAUGGCAACACAGAGUUUAAUUACCAACUGCAAUAGUAGGGAGAACAACCACAAGAACCUUCGUGAUGGAGUAGGAAGGUUGCAGCCAGAACCAAGCCUUGAAAUGGGCGGUACCGUGGACACCAGCACAGCAGCUAAGAACUUGGCUUUGCUUAAAGAACACUCCCUUGAUGUGCACUUUGAGGUUGGCGAGGAGUAUGACAUUAUAGAGACCAUUGGCACAGGGGCCUAUGGUGUUGUGUCCUCAGCCAGGAGGCGGGAUAAUGGUCAGCAAGUAGCGAUAAAGAAAAUUCCCAAUGCAUUUGAGGUGGUGCAAAACGCGAAGCGUACAUUGCGAGAGUUGAAGAUUCUUAAGCAUUUCAAACAUGACAACAUUAUUGCCAUCAAAGACAUCCUCCAGCCUAGCCUCCCUCACUCUGCUUUCAAGUCUGUAUAUGUGGUUCUAGACCUGAUGGAAAGUGACCUCCACCAGAUCAUCCACUCCCGCCAGCCGUUGACUCCGGAGCACACGCGCUACUUCUUGUACCAGCUCCUCCGUGGGCUCAAGUAUGUGCACUCGGCCAACGUCAUCCACCGUGACCUCAAGCCGUCCAACCUGCUGGUCAAUGAAAACUGUGAGCUAAAGAUUGGUGACUUUGGUAUGGCCCGGGGCCUCAGCUCGCACCCGGAGGAGUCCCAAUCCUUCAUGACUGAGUACGUGGCCACACGCUGGUACCGCGCCCCUGAACUAAUGCUUUCGCUGCAUCAUUACAGCCUGGCAAUCGAUCUGUGGUCCGUGGGCUGCAUUUUCGCCGAGAUGCUAGGACGAAAGCAGCUGUUCCCAGGGAAGCACUAUGUCCACCAGUUGCAGCUUAUUCUGUCUGUGCUAGGUACACCUCCGGAGGGCGUGAUUGGGGCAAUUGGGGCCGACCGAGUGCGCUCCUAUGUGCGGAGCCUGCCGUUGCGCAACCCGGUACCACUGGCCAAGUUGUACCCACAGGCUGAGCCUGCUGCGCUGGACCUGCUGGCUGCCAUGCUGCGUUUUGACCCUCGCGAGCGGAUUGGUGUCAGCCAGGCACUGGAACACCCCUACCUAUCCAAGUAUCAUGACCAGGAUGACGAGCCCAUCUGUGUUCCUGCCUUCGACUUUGAGUUCGACAAGGCUCAGAUGAGCCGAGAGCAGAUCAAAGAUGCCAUCCUGGUGGAGAUCCAGGACUUCCACCGACGGAAGCAGAACAACCAUCAGAAGAUCCAGUUCCGGCCUUUACUGAGGCAGGCUGUUGAUGGCUGCAGUAGUGGCCAAUGGUCUGCUCAAAACUCAACAGUCAACCUGACCAGUAACUCAUUGGCUCCCAUGCCAGGGCCGUCACAGGUUCACCUGCAACCAGUUUCAGAGUCGCAAGCCAAUCAGAAUCUUAAAAUUACUGGGGGGAACCAGACUUUUGCCAAUCAGCUUCCAUCUUUUCAUGAACAGGCCCCGCCCCUUUUGGAGGUUACCCACACAUUGCCCCCUCUGACCCAGACAGUGCCUUGCCAGGACGUUGACAUGCCCAGCGCCAACUCUGAUAGCGGGCAGCCCGAGACCAUAGACCUGAUCACGCCGGUCUCUUCCCAGGGUGCCUCACCAUCUGAAGUUAUGAGGGAAAGCCAGAAGGCUGAGCCGCUGGUACCCACCACCCAGAGGGGGCCUCUGGCCCAAGCCAUGCAGAAUCAGCCUAUGUCUCAUGGCCAGCCCAUGUCUUCUCUCUCCUCCGGUUUGGCACAGAACACCAUGGCUCCUGUGCCCAACUCCAUGUCUUCUCUCACACUUUCCCAGGCCCAAGCUCAGAACCUAUCGCAGUCCCUCAUUCAGUCACUGUCCAAAUGUGCAAGGGGAACAGCAGGGCCAGUGGAAGGGAUCAGGAAAGAUGGAGCCAUUUCAGAGGACACUAAAGCAGCUCUCAAGAAAGCCUUGCUGAAGUCAGCUCUCCGAAACAAAGCCAGAGAUGAAGGUCCUACUGUUUCAAGUGCAACUAGAACUGGAGCCGUUCUGUCAUCCUCCCUAUCUUCUUUUCUUCCGGAACUACGGCGGCCUGUCACAGCACAGGACCGACAAAGAGAAAGAGAAGAGAAGAGGCGGAGGAGGCAGGAGCGAGCCAGAGAGCGGGAGAGAAAGAUGAAAGAGAAGGCAAGAAUAGAAGGAGACUCCCUGGGCGGGGUUCUCCUGAGUGACAACGACAAGAGCCUAUUGGAACGCUGGAAGAGGAUGAUGGACGGCCGUGCUGACAAAUCACAGAGCCUCGACGUUGCGGGAGUGAAAGCAAAGGGCUGCAAAGGAAAUUCUCACCCAGGCAGGAAGUCGAGCGAUAACACCCAGGCAAAAAUGUGUGUAAACCACUCAAAAUUAGACAAGGAAGCAGUGGAGAUUCCAAAGCACAAAAAUACAGUAUCCCAAAUGGAGCACAAUCUGUCAGACAUGUUUCAGCCAAUCAAUACCCAAGGUUCACUGACGGUAGACCAGGCAAAGGGAGGAGAGUUGGGACUAGUGGCUGUGACUGGAGCCGUUGGCACGGUGGAAGGGUCCUCCUGUGGCUUAGCUAAAAACGAUACGCUCAAACCAACGCCGGAUGAGUUCGAAGGACAGAGGAGCUUCAACUGUCAGGGGAAUUGGGACAGACAGCAGCAGGAAGGGGCCGGGACUUCUCAACAGCAUCAACUACCUGUUAACAAUACACCACAAGCUUGUCAGACAAGCUUCCUCCAGCCUCAGGCACUCCCCCUGGAGACAUUCUUGACAAAAGCCCCAGCACUGUCACGCAGAGAAACCGAUGGCAACAUGAGAGCAGAGGAAGGCCAAAACAACAACAUCUCUCACCCUAACUUGGUCACCAGUGGCGUGAGGCCUGUAGAAAAGCAGUGUUCGGCACUGAGAGAGAAGCCUGGGGCCCAAACGCAGAGCCCUCUCUGUGGGGCCUUAGGGGCUCCGUCCCAGCCUCAGCCUAGCCUAGGGUUCACAGACACCGGACAGCCCGCUGUGGCCCCUGACAUCCAUAUGGUCACACUGCAGCUCUCAAAGUCACAGGUGGAAGAUGUGCUGCCCCCCGUCUUCUCCGUCACUCCCAAGGGCAGUGGGGCAGGGUAUGGAGUGGGCUUUGACCUGGACGACCUCUUUAACCAGUCCCUCACUGAUCUCCAACACUCAGACCUCAGAGACAGUUACAAUGACUCAGGACCCCUCUCGGCCUCUUUGCUCUCUGAUUGGCUCGAGGUUCACCGCAUGACUCCAGCCGACCUGGAAUCACUACAGCAGGAGUUACAGCUAGGGUCUCCCAUGAUCCUUUCUGACUCCAUCCCCCCUGAUACCUGACUUAUUUGCUUAAUUCUUGAAUUAAGCAACAACCAGACACUGGAGAUAGAAUCACAAGUCACAGUCAAAUUUCUUUUUUUCCACAAAUGUGUAUACCUGUAUCAGUUAUGAAAUGAUUUGAUUGGCCUAAAGGGCUUUAAUGGUGAACAAGUAAAACAUUUGGCUGCCAGUGUAAACAUAGCCAUUGACUAUGCAACUCAAGUGGCAGCCUUUGACUAGAGCCCAAUAGGAUGGGGAGUUAGGUACCAUUUAGGUUGUAGCUCAGCUUAACCAUUAGGUGAUGAAAGACCCUAUAUAGUACCCCUGUCCUAGAUGUGUUUUUGACAAGAUAGCACAAACUGAUCUGGGAACAGGCUAUUUGUGUAAUAGUGUGGGGCAAAUUUAGCAUAUUUCCAAAGUUUCAUACAUUUGACAUUUAGCAGAUGCUCUUAUACAGAUCAACUUUCAGGAGCAAUCAUCUGAAGGAUGAGCCCUUAUUGAUCAAAUUCUUAUGCGCAUUUUGUAAUGGACACUAAUAUGGCUCAUAUGUUUAUUUUUCUACCAUUUCAUACCAUAUUCAUGGUUAUCUUUAUUAAAGUUUAUUAGGUCUUAACCUGUCUGACUGCUGCUGUCCCCGGCCCUGAAGGAGGAAUGGUUUGCCUGAUUAACAGUCUAUGCAGGUUACUACACUAUCAGAAAAAAAUACAUUGAAAUUGCAUUGAUUUCAGUUGCAGUAUUUGGGUGAUGUUAAUUGGGGCAUGCGAUGAUAAGCUCUUUCCAAUAGAAAACCAAAAUUAGCAUUUCUCAUUGGUCCCAUUCACAGGUCCAAUUCCUCACAUUUCAUCUGGCUUUCUCAAUUGGGUGGUAAUGAAUACAAUACUGAUCAGAAAUUCUUAAAAGCCUGAAGUGAACAAUUUCACUGUAAAAUAACCCUGUUGAAGCCCUUUCCAUCUUAUUUCAAUGUGACCUCCCAAGUGGGGGAGUAUUUCAUAGCACCAAGAUGACCAACCCAGUCUAGUUUUAAGCCUUGUGGAAGGCUUGCAGCAAUUUCCAAUUUCAGAAUCUGUUGAAAGUUGCUGAAAUGAAACGGUUCUGUAAAUGCCUCUGGAUAUGUCAACAUUGGGGAAUGGAGGAAAAAGUGGGUUUCUGCAGAUUAACACGUUAUUUGGGAACUAACAAUUGUCCACUUACAGUAAAAGGGUACGAGUACAUGAAGAAAUAGAGAUUAACUUUGGUGUGGUUCAAGUUCAGUACAGCCUCAGAUGUAGAAAUCAGUUAUUGCCAACUAUAGUACUGUGAAGAAGUAUUAGCCCCUUUCAUAUUUGCUCUUUUUGCAUAUUUUGGACACAUCAACCCAUAAAAUACAUAAUGUGAAUAAUACUGAAUUAAUGAAAUAAAGUUAUGCAACAUCUGAUGCCGAUAAGGCUUUCACAUA